GUUGUGUGGAAUUAAUUAAUUAAAGAAAGAGAGAAAGUAAUAAAGAGCGAAGCUUUAUUUAUCUUUAUGUGUGAGUAACAAUAGCAAUGUCCACUGUGUAGAAAUAACAUCAUCUGAAAAAAGAAGAAAAAACAUGGUGAAGACAUAGACAUGAGUUUUCUGUGUUCACAACUGAACUUGUUUCAAGCUUCAACCUUAUGUAACAAAAGCUGUAUUCAACAUUACUCUAUUAUUAGAGUUGUUAUCACUUGAUAAUUUUACCGGUAUCUGUCAGAAAACCUGUUGUACACGGUCAAAUCUCCUAUCCCAACUGAAUUUUCCUCCAUUUGCAAGAAUCGAAGAUUAAGAUCAAAGGAUUUUAUAACAAAGCUUCAGCUUGUAUAUGGGGACUCUGGCGCUUGAACCCGACGAAGUAAGCUCCGAUAUAUAUCUUUCGUUGGGCCUUAAAGAUAUCGAUAAAGGUGUUGGAGUUCCACGGGUUUUGUCGCUUCUCUCUUCAGUUCUUGAGAGAUCAGUUCAGAGAAAUGAAAUGCUAUUGGAAACAAAACAUGUAGAAGAUGUUGUUACAGUGUUUCACGGUUUAAGAGCGCCUGCUCUGAGUGUUCGUAAGUACAUUGAUCGUAUCUUUAAGUACUCGAGUUGCAGCCCGUCGUGUUUCGUUGUCGCGCAUGUUUAUGUGGAUAGAUUUAUUCAGCACACAGAGAUCAAAUUGACCUCACUUAAUGUGCACCGGCUUCUCAUAACCAGCAUUAUGCUAGCAGCAAAGUUUAUCGAUGACGCAUUCUUUAACAAUGCUUACUAUGCUAAAGUUGGAGGAGUAAGCACAUCUGAAUUAAACAGAUUGGAAUUGAGUUUUUUGUUUGGUAUAGAUUUUAGACUUCAGGUUAGUGUAGACACAUUUGGAAGAUAUUGUUUGCUAUUGGAGAAGGAAGGUUCAGAAACACUUCAAAUUGAAAGGCCAAUGCAGGCUUGUAGAAUUAAAGAAAGUUGGUCAAACAAAGAUGAGCCUCCAUGUGCUUCCACAAUUGCAAGAUGGUAGUGUGCAAGCAAGCACAAUGUAUCAUUGUUGUACCACUAUUCAAUGAACUCAAAGAAAAAAAGAUUGAUGAAUAUACACUAUUAUUAAUUAAACCAUUUUUUUAAGAA
Molecule: messenger RNA, 1146 nt
Organism: Vicia villosa (hairy vetch)
Lineage: Eukaryota; Viridiplantae; Streptophyta; Magnoliopsida; Fabales; Fabaceae
Product: cyclin-P3-1-like
Exons: 4
Coding region: 383-1039 (218 amino acids)
Biological process (GO): regulation of cyclin-dependent protein serine/threonine kinase activity
Molecular function (GO): protein kinase binding
Source: RefSeq, a predicted model, not a curated record